UGCAGACAAGCAAACAACAGGAGGAUGGAAGGCCUCACCAUUUAUCAUAGGUGCAUUUUACUAAGAUUGAAUUAAUUGUUUAGGUUAAAUUUGAUUAACUAAGAUUGAAUUAGUUUAUGUUUUUUUUUUUUUUUUUUACUUAAUUGAUUGUAGUGAAUGAGGUGGCUGAGAGGCUGGCAUUUUUUGCAAUUGCGGUGAACAUGGUGGCUUAUUUGGUCUUCGAGAUGCGGCAGGCGCUGCCGAACGCGGCGACUCAUGUGACGGAUUGGAUCGGAGCUGCCUACGUCCUCACACUAUUUGGAGCAUUUGUGGCUGAUGCUUACUUGGGCCGCUUCAAAACCAUCAUCAUUUUCUCUUGUAUCUAUGCUGUGGGUAUGGUCUUGUUGACAGUAUCAGCCUCCGUAGACAGCUUACGUCCACCGCCAUGCACGGUUCGACCAUGCAACCAAGCUACCAAUACCCAGACGGCCUUCCUCUACGGCGCGCUUGGCCUCAUCGCCCUUGGAACCGGCGGCAUAAAACCGUGUGUUUCGUCCUUUGGGGCCGAUCAAUUCGACGAGGCUGAUUCAAGAGAAAUGGUAAAGAAAUACUCGUUCUUCAAUUGGUUCUUCUUUGCCAUAAACAUGGGCGCACUCUUGGGGAUCACGGUAUUGGUUUACAUACAAGAGAAGAAGGGGUGGACUUGGGGUUUCGGAAUCCCGACGGGAUUGAUGAUCUGCUCCGUCGUCAUCCUUGCCGCCGGUGUUCCGUACUAUCGUUAUCAGAAGCCUAUGGGGAGUCCUUUCACUAGAUUUAUUCAGGUUGUUGUGGCCUCCGUGAGGAACCAUUGGAGCGGAGUUGAGGUGGCGCGUGAUGCUCAGCUUUAUGAGGUUAAGACUGACAAGUCUGAUAUCUUCGGUGUCCGGAAGCUAGCGCACACUGCACAGUACAAGUUUUUGGACAUGGCAGCUGUGAUGACAGACCCAGAGGGCAACCCAAAGAGUCGUUGGAUGCUAUGUACAGUGACCCAAGUAGAAGAAUUCAAAUGCUUCAUUAGGGUUCUGCCCAUAUGGGCAUCAACCAUAGCUCUCGCCCUCUCAUUCUCUCAACUCUCAACCUUCUUCGUCAGCCAAGCCAGCAAAACCGACCGCAAACUCGGCCAUAACUUUGAAAUCCCAGCAGGCUCUGUCCCCUUCUUCGCCGCUAUCAACGCCCUAAUCCUCGUCCCCAUUUACGAAAAGUUUAUGGUCCCAAUCAUUCGCAAACGCACAGGCCACCCGCGUGGCAUGACAUCGUUACAGCGAAUGGGGGUCGGACUCUUUGUCUCCAUAUUCGCCAUGGCCUCGGCUGCCUUGGUCGAGAAGAAACGCCGAGAUGAGUUGAGUCCGCUGAGCAAAAUGAGCGUGUUUUGGUUGCUUCCGCAGUUCUUCCUCAUGGGGACCGCCGAGGUUUUUACGUACGUUGGACAGUUGGAGUUUUUUUACGAUGAGGCCACGGACGGUACUAGGAGCAUUAGUAGUGCGAUGUUUUUGAGUGAGAUUGGGAUCGGGAGUUGGCUGAGCACGGCGCUUGUUAAGAUCAUUGAGGGUACGACCGGCGGAGUACAAGAAGGUUGGCUGAGGAAUGAUUUGAAUAAGAGCAAGCUUAAUUACUUUUAUUGGAUCUUGACCGCCAUUAAUGGGGUUAAUUUCUUGGUGUAUUUGUGGGUGGCUCGGUGUUACAAAGGCAGGCACGGUACUAGCACUAGUGUGAUAGAUGGGGACGAAAAGUGA
Messenger RNA from Pyrus x bretschneideri (Chinese white pear), 1751 nucleotides. RefSeq names its product protein NRT1/ PTR FAMILY 8.1-like. Bases 201 to 1751 code for a protein of 516 amino acids. Gene Ontology annotation, cellular component: membrane. Gene Ontology annotation, biological process: transmembrane transport; oligopeptide transport. The transcript is spliced from 3 exons. The record is from RefSeq and is a predicted model, not a curated record. Lineage: Eukaryota; Viridiplantae; Streptophyta; Magnoliopsida; Rosales; Rosaceae. Gene Ontology annotation, molecular function: transmembrane transporter activity.